AUGAGGCUGGAGGGAGCAGGGCGGAGGCUCGAGGCCGAGGCGCUGCUCGAGCGGCUGCUCCGCGCCCUGCGCUCCGGCGCCCCCGCUGGGCCGCUCGUCGGCGCGCACCUGGCGGAGGCCCUGGUGCGGGGGCGGGGCGCUUUCGACGAGGCAUGCGGCAGGGUGCAGGCGAUCGCGGAGCGCCUUUGGGAGGCGCCCCCCCUGCGCGCGGAGCUGCUGGCGGGGCUCCUCGGCGCGGAGCUGCGGGCGCGCAGCCCGGCCGAGGCGCCGGUGAGGCGGCUCGUGACCUUGUUCGAGGACGUGCUCGCGCUGCUCCAGGACGGGGACCCCGAGAAGGUGGAGUGGUGGCUGCGCUACGUGGAGUUCUCCCAGCGGUUGGGACUCCACGGCCGCGCCGGCGAGGCGCCCGCGACCACGGACCUGCACCGAAGGGCCAUGAGGUCCGUCGGCGACCAGCCGCUCUACGCGGACAGGGCCCACCGCCUCCUGGGCUCCGCGGCGUGCGGCUGA
Molecule: messenger RNA, 510 nt
Organism: Prorocentrum cordatum
Lineage: Eukaryota; Dinophyceae; Prorocentrales; Prorocentraceae
Source: the annotation of a GenBank genome assembly